Messenger RNA from Vanrija pseudolonga, 528 nucleotides. RefSeq lists its product as uncharacterized. NCBI's taxonomy places the organism in Eukaryota, Fungi, Basidiomycota, Tremellomycetes, Trichosporonales, Trichosporonaceae. Bases 1 to 528 code for a protein of 175 amino acids. The record is from RefSeq and is a predicted model, not a curated record. The transcript has a single exon.
AUGACCAUCCCAGCUCCGCUCACAGCAGACGAUUUCUGGGCCUCCAUCGAGGACGCGUGGGCCACCAUCCCCGGCACCGCGGACGCGCGCGCGGCCCUCGCCUCCCCGUCCACCGAGGGUGAAGCUCGCUUCGAAGCCGCCGAGCGCCUCGAGCCCCACCUCCGCCUGUUCCUUGCAGCGCUCAAGACCGCACUGGAGGGCUACACCCAGCCGCAGCUCGCCGCGUGGGACGGGCACAUCGCGCAAGCGCUGUACGAUAUCGACCGUGAGGACGUGCACGCGGCCACGGACGGCUCGGACGACGGCUUCCUCUACGCGCGCGGGUUCAUCGUCGCCCUCGGCAAGCAGUACUACGACAAGGUGAACGCCGAGCCGGCCACCUACGGAGUUGAGGACGCAGAGUUUGAGAACAUCUGCUACGAGGCAAGCCAUGUCCACGACGCACGGUUUGGCGAGUGGCCUCCGCACGCUGUCAGCCGCGAGUCGGGGUCCAACAAGGCGGGCUGGCCAUCUAUCCAGCGCGAGUGA